Jaculus jaculus (lesser Egyptian jerboa) is the source of this 2645-nucleotide messenger RNA. RefSeq names its product GC-rich sequence DNA-binding factor 2 (gene Gcfc2). The transcript has 17 exons. Gene Ontology annotation, cellular component: nucleus. Gene Ontology annotation, molecular function: DNA binding. The record is from RefSeq and is a predicted model, not a curated record. NCBI's taxonomy places the organism in Eukaryota, Metazoa, Chordata, Mammalia, Rodentia, Dipodidae. The coding region runs from base 83 to 2434 and encodes 783 amino acids. Gene Ontology annotation, biological process: mRNA splicing, via spliceosome.
GCGGUACGGGAGGGCGAGUGCACCUACGCGGGCGCCUAUGCCAGAGUCGAGAGUACGCGACUGCGCGAGCCGGCCCUGAACCAUGGCUCACAGACCCAAAAGGACUUUCCGCAGGCGCCAGGCGGAGUCCAGCGAAAGCGAUGACGCGGAGGAUCCGUCUGCAGAGGCCGAGGUGCCCAGAGAGCAGGAGGAGGAAGGUUGGCCCUCUGGAGGAGGCGGCGCGGAGGUGGCAGAACGGCAGCGGAGGGCCCGCAGGGGGCCUCGGGGCCGAGGUCUGGUGUGGGCGAGCUCCCGGCGCGCCCCGGAUGCUGCCUCCCGCGCGGACGGCGGCCCGCGCGGCCCAGAUGUCCUGUUACAAUCCAGAACAGUUGGGUUUUCAGCGCAUGAAGAGGACGAAACACAUCCCUCCUUAGACAGUGAGAGUGAUCUGAGGCCAUCCUCUGACAGCACCAGCUCUCUAGAAGAAAAAGAAGCUUCUUCAAUAGUCAAGAUUCCUGAUGCGGCUUUUAUUCAGGCAGCCCGCAGAAAACGAGAGUUGGCCAGGGCCCAAAGUGACUUCAUUUCCUUGCGUGUAAACCAUACCUCCACCACCUUUGAUAAGAAGAGAAGCAGUGAGGAGGAUCCUGAGAGUGAGCCUGAUGAUUAUGAAAAGAGCAUACCAUUUACCCCAAAGCCUCAAACACUCGGACAAAGGAUGGCUGAAGAAACAACAAACAGAAGUGAAGAAACAAGUGAAGAGAGUGAGGAAGAUGAGAAUCAAGAUGUUUGGGAACAGCAGCAAAUGAAGAAAGUAAUUAAAAGUUUAGAGGCAAGAGACAUAAACCUUUCCCACUGCGGUGAAUCUCAAACAAUGAAGAAGCUUAAUACUUCCAUUUCAUUUCCACCAGUAAAUUUGGAAAUUAUAAAGAAGCAGUUGAAUACUAGAUUAACAUUACUACAGGAUACUCAUCGCUUGCACCAGAGAGAAUAUGAAAAGUAUGUGCAAGAUAUCAAGAACUCCAAGGCUGUAAUCCAGAACCUCGAAAGUUCCUCAAAUCAAGCUCUAAGUUACAAAUUCUAUAAAAGCAUGAAAACUUAUGUGGAAAAUUUAAUUGACUGUCUUAAUGAAAAGAUUAUCAACAUCCAGGAGGUAGAAUCAGCCAUGCAUGCCCUCCUUUUAAAACAAGCCAUGAUGCUUUUGAAACGCAGGCAAGAGGAAUUAAAAUACGAAUCAGCUUAUUUACAACAGCUUUCACGCAAAGCUGAGACAAAUGGAAGCUUGGCUGUAGAUGAAAAAUCUCAGUGGAUUUUGGAAGAGAUUGAAUCUCGAAGGACACAGAGAAGGCAAGCAAGAGUGCUUUCUGGGAACUAUACCCAUCAGGAGGGGACAUCUAGUGAUGAUGAACUGCCUUCCAAAGAGAAGACUGACUUCCAGAAAAGCCAAGGUGAUAUUUUACAAGAUUGUAAGAAAAUUUUUGAAGAUGUGCAUGAUGAGUUUUGUAACAUCCAGAAUAUUUUAUUGAAAUUUCAGCAAUGGAGAGAGAAGUUUCCUGAUUCCUACUGUGAAGCUUUCAUUGGCUUAUGCAUACCAAAGCUUUUAAAUCCCUUGAUACGAGUUCAGUUGCUUGAUUGGAAUCCUCUUAAGUUGGAUUCUGUAGAUCUAAAACAGAUGCCGUGGUUCGUGUCCAUAAGAGAAUUCAUGGACAAUGGUGUGGAGGAUGCAGCAAAUGAUGACAACCCUGAUAAAAACAUCUUGUCUGCUGUCAUCAACAAAACAGUUGUUCCUCGAAUUAUAGAUUUUGUAGAAUCCAUUUGGGAUCCUUUGUCAUCCUCGCAGACAGCAAGUUUAAUAACACACUGCAGAGCGGCUCUUGAAGAAUGUUGCACUGCUGAAAAUGAAGUUAGUAAAAACAAACAGGGUUUACUUAAAUCCAUUGUUUCAAGAAUGCAGAAAGCAAUAGAAGAUGAUGUCUUUAUUCCUCUAUAUCCAAAAAGUGCUGUGGAAAACAGAACAUCACCACAUUCAAAGUUCCAAGAAAGACAGUUCUGGGCAGCCUUAAAGCUCUUCCGCAACAUUCUACUUUGGAAUGGACUUCUACCAGAUGACACUUUGCAAGAUCUGGGACUGGGGAAGCUGUUAAAUCGCUACCUUAUCAUAGCUCUUCUCAAUGCCACCCCUACACCAGACACUAUUCGAAAGUGUAGCCAGGUAUCAGCAUCUCUACCAGAAAAAUGGUUUGAAAACCCUGCUAUGAAGACAUCAAUUCCCCAACUAGAAAAUUUCAUUCAGGUUUUAUUGCAGUCUGCACAUAAGUUAUCUACAUGUGAAUUUAGGAAUGAAGUCAGUGAAAUCAUUCUUAUUCUGGUGAAAAUAAAAGCUAUGAAUCAAGCAGAAUCCAUCAUAGAUGAGCAUCACCUGGAGCAUCUUAGCUCCCUAAUUAAAGAAGCUGAGUAAACCUUAGAGGAAGUACUGAGCAAGAAACAGCAUUCAGCUCCUUUGCAUGAAGACCAGCUGGUGCCUCUGUUUCCUCUGGUGGAGGCAGAAUUGCAGAAGAGCAGGAGCUGUCCUUGGUCCCUCUACACUUGAUCUUUUGGUACUAUGAAAGGCUAUUUGCUAGUGUUGUGGGGUCUAUAGGAAUUAAAUGCACAGCAGCAGUAAGAGUUCA